Molecule: messenger RNA, 525 nt
Organism: Tripterygium wilfordii
Lineage: Eukaryota; Viridiplantae; Streptophyta; Magnoliopsida; Celastrales; Celastraceae
Exons: 2
Coding region: 1-525 (174 amino acids)
Source: RefSeq, a predicted model, not a curated record
AUGCGAGCGGGUGAUGACUGGAUGGCAAGGGUGGUAUGUGGAACACAUAACCAUGCCCCUGCAUCAUAUAUGAAGGGACAUCCAUACCCCAGUCACCUCUCUGAAUUCGAAAUCCAGUUGAUGGUACAUAUGUCUACGAAAAAUGUGAAGCCACGAGAUAUCUUGACAUCGUUGAAGAAGCGAAAUCUGGACACCGUGUCUACCAUUAGGACCAUAUACAGUGUGCGCCAAAAAUUUUGGACUGUAGAGAAAGCUGGAUCAUUAGAGCGAUGGCGUGCAUUCCCGCACGUGUUAUUGAUGAACGCAACAUAUAAAACAAACAAGUACAUGAUGCCUCUCCUUGAGAUUGUCGACGUGACUGCAACUAAUAUGACUUUUUGCAUAGCAUUUGUGUUCAUGCACUCAGAAAAAGUGCUCAAUUAUACUUGGGCUUUAAGGUGUCUGCAGUUAACAAUGGAUGGAUGCACUGGUCCACGAGUUAUUGUCACGGAUAGAGAGUUGGCCUUGAUGAAUGCAUCUGCCUAG